AUGUCGUCCAUGAAUAGAGUUUUUGGAGGCAUGAUGGCUAAAGAAGAUGAGAACGAAGAGUUUAACGUCUAUAGAAGUGGCGGUGAGAAUGAGAAGUUGGAGCUUUUGAAGGCCUUAAGGUCAUCACAAACGCGUGCAAGAGAGGCUGAAAUGAAAGCAGCGAGUUUGGUUAAUGAAAGGAACUGUCUUUCCGAUGCUUUGCUAGAGGAGGCAAUGAGAUUGUAUGCUUAUCGGCAAUGGGUGAGAUUGCUUGAGCUCCAAGUUUCAAAGUUGCAAUCACAAUGGCUACAACAACAAAACCAAAACACUGGUUGUGGUUGUGGGGGAUCAAAGGGUGCAGAAGAGCUGUUGAAAGAGGGGGAUGGUGAUGAGGAUGGUGGAGGUGUGACAUGGUUUUUGGCUGUGGCAUUUUGUUUGGGAUUUGUUGGUGUGGGCUUCGCAUUCGGUUAUAGAUACUUGUUUUGA
Messenger RNA from Quercus robur (English oak), 465 nucleotides. RefSeq lists its product as uncharacterized. The transcript has a single exon. The coding region runs from base 1 to 465 and encodes 154 amino acids. The record is from RefSeq and is a predicted model, not a curated record. Lineage: Eukaryota; Viridiplantae; Streptophyta; Magnoliopsida; Fagales; Fagaceae.